Molecule: messenger RNA, 543 nt
Organism: Penicillium brasilianum
Lineage: Eukaryota; Fungi; Ascomycota; Eurotiomycetes; Eurotiales; Aspergillaceae
Source: the annotation of a GenBank genome assembly
AUGGAGACAGCGCGUCUAAGGCUCGAGCCAAUCGAUCUCGCCCACCUGGAGGCCUUCCACCGUAUCUGGUCAGACCCCGAUACCACGCAAUGGAGUUCCCGUGGUGUCUGCAAAACCAUCGAAGAAACCAAGGGCAGAAUAAUCGGGAUUGUCCAUGACAAAACCCGCCCGGGCAUCGACAAUUACGGCGUCUUCAUUCGCACUCCGCCUAGCACGGAGGACGCAGACGUAUCCCAAGUCAUCGGCAUCGUAGGCGUCCACAAAGACGAUCCCGUCCCAGAACUGGGAUACAUUUUCCAUCCCUCCUCUUGGGGAAAGGGAUACGCCACGGAGGCUGUAUCUACUUUUGUUCAGCACUAUUUCACUCUUAGGCCCGACGCGCCUUAUAUUGAGGCGAAGGUGGAUGCGAAGAAUCAGCCUUCGAUCCGGGUGCUGCAGAAGUGCGGGUUUGACGAGAUUGAGACGUUGGUUGGUGGGGCGGAAUCGGCGUGGAUGGAUCCUCCUGUACGGGACUUGGUUGUGUUCCGGGCGAUGAGGAAAUAG